AUGCCGUGUCCGUUCUUGCGAACGACCCUGGAUCUCUUCGAGGGCGUAGAGAUGCUUGAAGGUUGUGGGAACUGGCUGCCAUGGAUCGGAGCCACCAAGAUCGGAGCGAGAUGUGUCGGUUGCUUGAGCAUGAUUGAUGGGACGAAAACUCCGGUCCUCGACACCCCGAAAAGUCUGUCUAUUGCUGAACACAACAGCCGGGUCUUCUCGAACGCGUUGUACACCAAGAAGUCGGGACUCCUCCUGCUUGCCAUCCUGCACGUCGUGAACGACCGUCUCAUCCAGCAACUGCAGCAUACCGAGGACGUGCGAGGAGCCAUCGUGGUUCUAGACGACCUUUGCACACCUAGAGGCGUUAUCCCGUGUAUCAACCAACUUGGUCGUGUGCAAUCUGUUAGGUUCACGGACGAGUAUGCUAGCUUUUUGGACUUCCUCAACGAUUUCAACGAUCAGGUCAACAACUUCGACUGA
Molecule: messenger RNA, 471 nt
Organism: Saxophila tyrrhenica
Lineage: Eukaryota; Fungi; Ascomycota; Dothideomycetes; Mycosphaerellales; Extremaceae
Exons: 1
Coding region: 1-471 (156 amino acids)
Source: RefSeq, a predicted model, not a curated record